AGAAAAGAUUGCCAUACUUGAAUCUGUACCAUCAAAAUGACAAAAUGGGUCUAUAAUAAACAAUAGGUUACUGGCUUCAUAUGCCUACAACAUCAAUUGCAGUGCACAACAGGCAAGUUAUUUAUGAAAUGGGCCUUUUGAAAAUAUAUAGCUCUGACUCUCCGCGCCGCCGGUGCCCAGCGCGCUCCUCCGCUCCGCGCAGCCACUGUUGACGUGCUGCGCUGCGGCCUGGCCUGCGAGCGCUGCAGGUGGAUCCUGCCGCUGCUCCUGCUCAGCGCCAUCGCCUUCGACAUCAUCGCGCUGUCUGGCCGCGGCUGGCUGCAAUCCAGCGACCACGUCCAGACGUCCUCGCUGUGGUGGAGAUGCUUCCAUGAGGGCGGCGGCAGCGGGUCCUACGAUGAUGGCUGCCAGAGCCUGAUGGACUUCGCAUGGGGAAGAGCAGCCGCCGCCACGCUCUUCUGUGGCUUUAUCAUCCUGGUGAUCUGCUUCAUCUUGUCCUUCUUUGCGGUCUGUGGACCCCAGAUGCUUGUCUUCCUGAGAGUGAUCGGAGGCCUGCUGGCCCUGGCUGCUGUGUUCCAGAUCAUCUCACUGAUAAUUUACCCUGUGAAGUACACGCAGACCUUUAACCUUCACGCCAACCCCGCUGUCACCUACAUCUAUAACUGGGCCUACGGCUUUGGGUGGGCAGCCACCAUUAUCCUGAUCGGUUGCUUCUUCUUCUUUUGCUGCCUCCCCAACUACCAAGACGACUUUCUGGGCAACGCCAAGCCCAGGUACUUCUACCCACCCGCCUAACAUGGGAGCCAGAGCGGAAGAAAAUCAUCGCUGUCAAAUGGUUUCCAGAGAACGAAACUGUUUCCUCCAGCCUACUUUGUAUCUAUGUUUUGGCAGUGUUCUUAAUAGUAAAUAGUCAGAAAUGCUAAAAUAAUUUAGGAGAAAAUGUUAAUUAGUGUUACAGUUUCACAUUCACCUUUUAUAUAUGUGUGGAGUU
Molecule: messenger RNA, 991 nt
Organism: Nycticebus coucang (slow loris)
Lineage: Eukaryota; Metazoa; Chordata; Mammalia; Primates; Lorisidae
Product: p53 apoptosis effector related to PMP-22-like
Exons: 1
Coding region: 418-795 (125 amino acids)
Biological process (GO): cell-cell adhesion
Cellular component (GO): cell-cell junction
Source: RefSeq, a predicted model, not a curated record